AUGUGGAAAGCAGGCAAUGACCUGUUAGCCACUAGAUGGAACCUUUUCAAGAGAAAAAUUUUGAAUGACCCUCUAUGUCCAAUAUGCCAGACAGAUAAUGAAAUUGUGAUGCAUCUUUUAUGGCAGUGCCCGGCAGCCAAUGCUAUAUGGACAGAAAUGAUUAUUCCUAUUCAGAAAUGGAAUGUGGCUGAAGAUGACUUUCUAAGUAUGUGGGGAAGGAUGAAAGGAAAACUAACAGAACCUAAAUUGGAGUUGAUAGCAGCAACGAUGAGAAUGUUAUGGAUGAGGAGAAAUGAGUUAGUCUUUGACAAGAAGUUCAGAAGCCCAAUGAGUGCUAUCAGAGCUACAAAGGAAUCAUUACAGGAGUACCAGGCAGCAAAUCAAAUGCUAAAAAGGGGCAAUAGCUUAGCUAAGGCUGUAAGGCAGGGCCAACAUUGGGAGUUGCCAAAGGAGAAAUUUGUUAAAACAAACUGGGAUGCAGCAGUUGAUUUGAAAAAUAAGAAAGUGGGAAUAGGUAUAAUCAUCAGAGAUGAAAAGGGGGAUGUAUUGGCAGCAGCUUGUGGACAAAGGAAGUAUCUUCAUUAA
Messenger RNA from Carya illinoinensis, 585 nucleotides. RefSeq lists its product as uncharacterized. The record is from RefSeq and is a predicted model, not a curated record. The coding region runs from base 1 to 585 and encodes 194 amino acids. The transcript has a single exon. NCBI's taxonomy places the organism in Eukaryota, Viridiplantae, Streptophyta, Magnoliopsida, Fagales, Juglandaceae.